AUGGUGUCGAGCGUCGACGACGCCCUCGUCCAGGCCCGAGAGGCCGCGGAGCUCUACGCCUCGAACGGUUCCGUCGCCAGCGCGGUGUUUCACGCCGAUAAGGCGCGCACGCUGAGCGAUGGCGACGCGCGAGACGUUUUCGCGCUCACCGAGCUCUUGGUGCGCGACGGCCAACACGCGCGCGCGCUGGGGGUCCUGCGGGCGUCCGGGCUGGAUUUGAAACUCGCUCGAGGGCGUCUGCUCGCGGCGCGGUGUUUACACGGCAUGCGGUCGCACGAGGAGGCGGUGCGAGCGCUGGAUGGAGGGGCGGAGGAGAACUCGGACGACGACGCGCGCGCGCGGUACCUCGCGCUCGCGGACGGGAGCCCGACAGACGCGGCAGCGAUGUGCGCGUUGCGAGGGAAGGCGCACGAAGCGAUGGAAAGUCGGUCGAAGGCGGUGCGGGCGUACGAGAUGGCGUUGAGAUUUGAUCCGAUGUGUUUCGAGGCGUUUGAGGCGCUUUUGGCGACGCACUUGGUGAACGAGCACGAGGAGCGCGAGUUGGUGGCGUCUCUGGAGACGAACAAGGCGAACACGUGGAUCAAGGACGUGUACGCUGUGAUGGGUAACUCGAGGGAGGUGCACUCAGAACUCGCGCGGGGACACGUCGAGGGUGAGGAAGACGGAGCCACGACUCCGGAGCCUUCCACAUCGGCUCUAGACGUGUUGAGAUACAACGGCGACGUCCGAGUCGCGUGUGCACGGCGGAUGUACCAGCGCGGUGAGUUCACGGCGUGCCACAGUGAGCUCAGGCGCCAGUUCGAGCGUGAGCCGUCCCGGUUGAAUGGGUUGCCGCUCUAUUUGGCGACGCUUGUGGAGCUCGGGAAGAAGAACGAUUUGUACCUUCUCUCGCACUCGCUGGUCGCCGAGUACCCGAAGAAGGCGGUUACCUGGUUCGCAAUCGGGUGUUAUUACAUGGUCACCAGACAGUUCGACUCGGCGCGGAAGUAUUUCAGCAAAGCGACGAGCAUUGAUCCUUCGUUCGUGCAGGCUUGGAUUGGGUACGGGCACGCGUUUGCGGCGCAAGACGAGAGUGAUCAAGCGAUGGCAGCGUAUAGGACCGCAACGAGGCUGUUCUCGGGCACGCACAUCCCCGUGAUGUCUCUCGGAAUGGAGUAUCAGCGCACGAAUAAUUUGAGCCUGGCCUUUCAGUUCUUCCGUAAGGCUUUCGAGAUGUGCGAUUCGGAUCCGCUCUUAUUCAACGAGUAUGGCGUCUUACGCUAUCGUCAAGGUAACUACGAGGAGGCGGUGGAGAACUUUGAGCGCGCCUUGGAUCUCGCACCGAAGCCCGUGGGUAGUCGAUGGGAGUCGCUUAUCGUGAAUUUGGCGCAGGCGUUUCGAAAGAUUGGUCGCUAUGACGAAGCCAUCGCUACAUUUCAGUCAGCGUUGCUCAUAUCCCCGCGCAACGCGUCAACGUAUGCCGCCCUCGCGUUCACUUAUCAGAUGAAGAGUCGUUGUUCAGAGCCCGUCUCACUUGGAUUGGCGAUAGAGUACUAUCACAAAGCGCUCAGUCUGCGCGCCGACGACGCGUUUUCGCAGCAUCACCUUGAGUUAGCUCUCAUCGAUCAAAGCGCGAUUACAAUUCCGCGGCAUCAACAGGUUGAGUGGGACACAAUGUUCCCGAAAGUUGAAGACAUCAAUGCGGUGACGCCGACAUUCGGUAUCGCGUCUUCUCCGCAGGGUGGAAUACUCUUCCCGACGCCGUCGCCGCACAGUUUCCAAGGCACGCCGACGUUUGGUCAGACUCCGUUUUCGGCGCGCGUCGACCGCAUGGACGAGAGCGUCGACAUGGACCAGAGCGUUGAUAUGGACGAGAGCGAAUAG
This is a messenger RNA of Ostreococcus tauri, 1863 nucleotides long. RefSeq names its product Tetratricopeptide repeat. Gene Ontology annotation, molecular function: protein binding. Gene Ontology annotation, biological process: cell division. Lineage: Eukaryota; Viridiplantae; Chlorophyta; Mamiellophyceae; Mamiellales; Bathycoccaceae. The record is from RefSeq and is a predicted model, not a curated record. The coding region runs from base 1 to 1863 and encodes 620 amino acids. The transcript has a single exon.